AUGUUUCAAGCCAUGAGGAGGUGUGAGGAUCAGAUAGGCAGACGGACAGACGGCAGGACGGAUACACGGGUGGGGGCUGUGCUCGGCGGCUCGGCGGCAGGCUGGUGGAAGAUGUCGUCAGGAGCCGGCGGGAGAGGAGGCAGGCGGCUCCGGGGAAUAGCGAGCGGCGGGGGAGGGAGAGGAGGAGCAGGAGAGGCAGAGGAAGGCCCCGUGGGCAUCCCUUUCCCUGAACACAGCGCAGACGUCCUGGGCAGCCUCAACAAGCAGCGGCUCAGUGGACUGCUGUGCGACGUCCUCCUGGUUACCCAAGAUCAGGAGUUUCCGGCUCACCGUUCUGUCCUGGCGUCCUGUAGCUCCUACUUCCACAAGCUCUUCACAUCAGGGGCUGCUGCUGACCAACAGAACAUCUACAACAUCGACUUUGUGGCGGCGGAAGCUCUGGGAGCUUUGCUGGACUUUGCCUACACGGCCACAUUGACAGUCAGUCACAACAGCGUGGCUGACAUCCUUGCUGCUGCGUGCCUCCUGGAAAUCCCACCUGUUCAGGACGUCUGUACACACCUGCUGGACACCAAAGUGCUCUCCCCGCCGGCGGGCAAUGAGCGAAGAAGUGAGAAUGGAGACGACGAGGGGAAAAGCAGAGAAGUCAAGGAGCAGGGGAACCAGAUUCGUGCCCGGGAAUACCUGGAGUACUUCCAGAGAGGGGUGCACUGGAGCAGCAGCUGCAGCACGCCAGAGCUCAGGGACCUACCCACACACCUGCACUUUAACCAUGGUAACGGGAGCACCCCCAGCAAUGGGGCUUCGGCUGGCCUCAGUGAGUACUACUCCCCACUGGCUCUUGCCUUGUCACAGUCCCAUACGCAGGAACCAAAGGAGGAGGACGAGGAGGAGGAGGAUGAAGAGGAUGACGAAGAGGCAGUUCAGGGCAAUGGAGGAAACUUGGAUUCAUCCUACUACCCUCCAUCUCAAAAUGGUCACUUCUACCUCCCCCCUGAGUCGCAGCAGGACACCAAAGGGGAGGACAGUUGUAGGGAGGUGAUGGGGAGAGAGAGGGGUUCAGCCAGUGCCCUCCUGCAACACAUGAUGAACUCUAUUGAGAGGCAGAAGAAGUCUGCAGUGACUGGGGAGGAACAGGGAGACGGGGACGAUCCCGACAUGGAAUUUUACUUGAAUUAUUUUAGCAGCACGCAGCACGAGGAUGCGGCCUCUGCUUCCGUAUCACAGGGAGUGCCGUCUUUGUGGCUAUCACGAGGCAGUACAGGCCAACACAGAGCCGUAGGGGAGAGAGGUAACGGGGCUGGUGGAGGUGGAGGGGAGAGGAAGAUGCGCUCUAAGGCCUUCCAGAAGUGCCCCAUAUGCUCGAAGGUCAUUCAAGGUGCAGGCAAGCUACCCCGCCAUAUCAGGACGCACACGGGAGAGAAACCCUAUGAAUGCGCCAUCUGCAAAGUGCGCUUUACCAGACAGGACAAGCUCAAGGUUCACAUGCGGAAGCAUACAGGAGAGAAGCCUUACCUGUGCACACAAUGUGGAGCUGCCUUUGCUCACAACUACGACCUGAAGAAUCACAUGCGCGUGCACACCGGCUUGCGUCCUUAUCAGUGCUCAAGCUGCUUUAAGACUUUUGUACGUUCAGAUCAUCUGCAUCGCCACCUUAAGAAGGACGGCUGCAACGGAAUCCCCUCCCGCCGAGGCAGGAAACCUCGGGUGAGGGAGCCAGGGCUCCUGGAGGCCACCCCAGGUUUUCUCGGUCCCGACACUGGGACUGGGCCUCGAAUCGUCAAGGGGCGACGGCGUUCCGAGGCGUCCACUGGUGCAGAGGUGGAGUGUGCUGCUGGAGUGCAUUCACACAGUCCUCAGCUGCAGGAGCUAUCAGGGGAGGCAGGGCCCUGAGACUGCCGGGGCGACGAGGACGCUGCUGGACGCCACGUUCGCUCUGCACAGCCUGUGAGACAGGCCCGUGAACGGAGGGGGAGAGAAACAAAAACAUGCAACGGCAAUUUAAAAUAAAAAGACAGAACAACUAACUAUUCCUCUAAAAACCA
Molecule: messenger RNA, 2045 nt
Organism: Nematolebias whitei (Rio pearlfish)
Lineage: Eukaryota; Metazoa; Chordata; Actinopteri; Cyprinodontiformes; Rivulidae
Gene: zbtb7a
Product: zinc finger and BTB domain containing 7a
Exons: 4
Coding region: 1-1893 (630 amino acids)
Biological process (GO): regulation of transcription by RNA polymerase II
Molecular function (GO): protein binding; RNA polymerase II cis-regulatory region sequence-specific DNA binding; DNA-binding transcription factor activity, RNA polymerase II-specific
Source: RefSeq, a predicted model, not a curated record